This is a messenger RNA of Syngnathoides biaculeatus (alligator pipefish), 955 nucleotides long. It is a transcript of the gene cldn1, whose product is annotated as claudin 1. The record is from RefSeq and is a predicted model, not a curated record. NCBI's taxonomy places the organism in Eukaryota, Metazoa, Chordata, Actinopteri, Syngnathiformes, Syngnathidae. Gene Ontology annotation, cellular component: bicellular tight junction; plasma membrane. Gene Ontology annotation, biological process: cell adhesion; bicellular tight junction assembly. Gene Ontology annotation, molecular function: structural molecule activity. The transcript is spliced from 4 exons. The coding region runs from base 219 to 854 and encodes 211 amino acids.
CAGGUUACUCCCAAAAGAUGCGCAGCCCGUAAAAGAAAUGUGACAAGCGCCAAAACAUCUGGCUCAUUGAUUUCGUUGGUAUUGUCUUUGGAUUUUUUUUUUUUUGUUUUGUUUUUUUGUAAGAGCCGGAGUUUCAAAACUUGUUUUUGUAUUUCCCCUCACCUCCCCGGUCCCCCCAGGACACGCACCUUGAUUGUUCCUCUUUUUGUUGUUGAAACAUGGCCAACGCUGGACUCCAACUUCUUGGCUUCACGCUGGCCUUCCUGGGCUUCAUCGGCUGCAUCGCCUCCACGGUCAUGGUGGAGUGGAAGGCUUCGUCCUACGCGGGCGACAACAUCAUCACAGCUCAGGCCCUUUACGAGGGCCUGUGGAAGUCGUGCGCGUCGCAGAGCACUGGCCAAGUGCAGUGUAAAGUGUACGAUUCGCUGCUCCAACUACCAGCCAUCGUCGUGGGAACGCGAGGACUGAUGUUGUCGGCCAUCUUGCUCUGCUUGAUUGCACUCUUGUUGGCAGCGGUGGGCAUGAAAUGCACCACAUGUUUGGCAGACCAGCCGGAGCAGAAAAACAAAGUGGCUCUAACCGGCGGAAUCAUCUUGAUAAUCGCUGGCCUCCUUUCUCUGGUGGGAGCAUCCUGGUACGCUCACAGGAUAGCACAAGACUUCUACAACCCGUUCACCCCAACCAAUUCAAAGUACGAAUUCGGGAGCGCCCUCUUCGUGGGAUGGGGGGCUGCGAUCCUCAUCGCGAUCGGAGGAGGCUUCAUGUGCUGCAACUGCCCCAGUAAGGGUUCAGGGAAAGCGCCGCGCUACCCGCGGUCCAACCCGGCGAGCAACUCGGGAAAAGACUACGUGUAGACCAACCGUAUGUAAAGGGGAUCCCCGACAUUAGAAUCCCAUUUAUAGUCCUCGAUAUCAUAACACUGAAUGCAACUCGCUGAAUGUGUUCACAUCAAUAA